Molecule: messenger RNA, 5601 nt
Organism: Camelus dromedarius (Arabian camel)
Lineage: Eukaryota; Metazoa; Chordata; Mammalia; Artiodactyla; Camelidae
Gene: CACHD1
Product: cache domain containing 1
Exons: 27
Coding region: 164-4084 (1306 amino acids)
Cellular component (GO): voltage-gated calcium channel complex
Molecular function (GO): voltage-gated calcium channel activity
Source: RefSeq, a predicted model, not a curated record
GGCGCCCCCUAAGUUUGGGAGCCGCCGCGGCGCCGAGAGGCGAUUGCCGAAGGGCGAGAAAGUUUUGCGGGGUGCGCCGAGCGGGCCCUGGGCGCUCCUCCCGCGGCUCCCUCCCCGCUUCCCGGCGCCUGGAGCCCGUCCGCGGGGAGUGGGGGGAGGCGGCAUGGCCCGCGAGCAGGAGGAAGAGGAGGCGGCGGGGGCAGCCGCACUGGCCCGCGGGGGUCGGGGCUUGUUCCGCCGGGCCGGGGCGCGGCGGCCGCCCCUCUGGCUGCUCUGUCUGGCCGCGGGCUGGCUGCUGGGCGCCGGGGCCGACGCCGACUUCUCAAUCCUGGACGAGGCGCAAGUGCUGGCGAGCCAGAUGCGGAGGCUGGCGGCCGAGGAGCUGGGGGUCGUCACCAUGCAGCGGAUAUUCAACUCCUUUGUUUACACUGAGAAAAUCUCUAACGGAGAAAGUGAGGUACAGCAGCUAGCCAAAAAAAUCCGAGAGAAGUUCAACCGUUACUUGGAUGUGGUCAACCGGAACAAGCAAGUUGUAGAGGCAUCUUACACGGCUCACCUGACGUCUCCACUAACUGCAAUUCAAGACUGCUGUACCAUCCCACCUUCCAUGACGGAAUUUGAUGGGAACUUUAAUACCAAUGUAUCUAGAACAAUUAGUUGUGAUCGACUGUCUACUACUGUUAAUAGCCGGGCCUUCAAUCCAGGACGAGACUUAAAUUCAGUUCUUGCAGACAACCUGAAAUCCAACCCUGGAAUUAAGUGGCAGUAUUUCAGUUCAGAAGAAGGAAUUUUCACUGUUUUCCCAGCACACAAGUUCCGGUGUAAGGGCAGCUAUGAACAUCGCAGUAGGCCUAUCUACGUCUCUACCGUCCGGCCACAGUCAAAGCAUAUAGUAGUGAUCCUGGACCACGGGGCUUCCGUCACAGACACCCAGCUUCAGAUCGCCAAGGACGCUGCCCAGGUCAUCCUCAGCGCCAUCGACGAACAUGAUAAGAUCUCUGUGCUGACUGUGGCAGACACCGUCAGGACCUGCUCGCUGGACCAGUGCUAUAAGACCUUCCUGUCUCCAGCCACCAGUGAGACCAAAAGGAAAAUGUCCACCUUCGUUAGCAGCGUCAAGUCUUUGGACAGCCCUACCCAGCACGCGGUGGGGUUCCAAAAGGCAUUCCAGCUGAUUCGAAGCACAAACAAUAACACCAAGUUCCAAGCAAAUACAGACAUGGUCAUAAUUUACCUGUCAGCCGGUAUCACAUCAAAGGACUCUUCAGAGGAAGAUAAAAAGGCGACUCUCCGUGUCAUCAAUGAAGAAAAUAGCUUUCUCAACAACUCCGUAAUGAUUCUCACCUACGCCCUCAUGAAUGACGGGGUGACUGGUUUGAAAGAGCUGGCUUUCCUGAGAGACCUGGCUGAGCAGAACUCGGGGAAGUACGGCGUGCUGGAGCGGGCGGCCGUGCCGGUGAUUAAGGGCAGCAUGAUGGUGCUGAACCAGUUGAGUAACUUGGAGACCACGGUCGGCAGGUUCUACACCAACCUGCCCAACCGGAUGAUUGAUGAAGCUGUCUUCAGCCUCCCUUUCUCUGACGAGAUGGGGGAUGGUCUGAUAAUGACCGUGAGUAAACCCUGUUAUUUUGGAAACCUCCUUCUGGGAAUUGUAGGUGUGGAUGUGAACCUGGCUUACAUCCUUGAAGAUGUGACGUAUUACCAAGACUCUUUGGCUUCCUACACUUUUCUCAUAGAUGACAAAGGGUAUACCCUUAUGCACCCAUCUCUUACCAGGCCAUAUUUACUGUCAGAACCCCCCCUUCAUACUGACAUCAUUCACUAUGAAAAUAUCCCAAAAUUUGAGUUGGUUCGGCAAAAUAUCCUAAGCCUCCCUCUGGGCAGCCAGAUUAUCGCAGUCCCUGUGAAUUCAUCCCUGUCCUGGCACAUAAACAAGCUGAGGGAAACUGGAAAGGAGGCCUACAACGUCAGCUACGCCUGGAAGAUGGUACAAGACACUUCUUUUAUUCUCUGCAUUGUGGUGAUACAACCGGAAAUACCUGUCAAACAACUGAAGAACCUCAACACUGUCCCCAGCAGCAAGCUGCUGUACCACCGGCUGGACCUCCUGGGCCAGCCUAGCGCCUGCCUGCACUUCAAACAGCUGGCCACUCUAGAAAGUCCCACCGUCAUGCUGUCUGCAGGCAGCUUUUCCUCCCCCUAUGAACACCUCAGCCAGCCGGAGACCAAACGCAUGGUGGAACACUACACGGCCUAUCUCAGUGACAACACCCGCCUCAUUGCUAACCCGGGGCUCAAAUUCUCUGUCAGAAAUGAAGUAAUGGCUACCAGCCACGUCACAGAUGAAUGGAUGACACAAAUGGAAAUGAGUAGCCUGAACACUUACAUUGUCCGCCGUUACAUAGCAACGCCCAAUGGCGUCCUCAGAAUUUAUCCUGGUUCCCUCAUGGACAAAGCAUUUGAUCCCACGAGGAGACAAUGGUAUCUCCAUGCUGUAGCUAAUCCGGGUUUGAUUUCUUUGACUGGCCCUUACUUAGACGUUGGAGGAGCUGGCUAUGUGGUGACCAUCAGUCAUACCAUUCAUUCAUCCAGUACACAGCUGUCUUCCGGGCAUACUGUGGCUGUGAUGGGCAUUGACUUCACGCUUAGAUAUUUCUACAAGGUUCUGAUGGACUUACUGCCAGUUUGUAACCAAGAUGGUGGCAACAAAAUAAGGUGCUUCAUCAUGGAGGACAGGGGUUACCUGGUGGCACAUCCAACCCUCAUUGACCCCAAGGGACACGCACCCGUGGAGCAGCAGCACAUCACCCACAAGGAGCCCCUGGUAGCCAAUGACAUCCUGAACCAUCCCAACUUUGUGAAGAAGAACUUGUGCAACAGCUUCAGUGACAGGACGGUGCAGAGAUUUUAUAAAUUCAACACGAGCCUCGUGGGGGAUUUGACGAACCUUGUGCACGGCAGUCACUGCUCUAAAUACAGACUGGCGAGGAUCCCAGGAACCAAUGCUUUUGUUGGCAUCGUCAACGAAACGUGCGACUCUCUUGCCUUCUGUGCCUGCAGCAUGGUGGACCGGCUCUGUCUCAACUGUCACCGAAUGGAACAAAAUGAAUGUGAAUGCCCCUGUGAGUGCCCUCUAGAGGUCAAUGAGUGCACUGGCAACCUCACCAAUGCAGAGAACAGAAACCCGAGCUGUGAGGUCCACCAGGAGCCGGUGACGUACACAGCUAUUGACCCUGGCCUGCAGGAUGCUCUUCACCAGUGCGUCAACAGCAGGUGCAGUCAAAGGAUGGAGAGUGGGGACUGCUUUGGUGUGCUGGAUUGUGAAUGGUGCAUGGUGGACAGCGAUGGCAAGACGCACCUGGACAAAUCGUACUGUGCACCCCAGAAAGAAUGCUUCGGGGGCAUUGUCGGAGCCAAAAGCCCCUAUGUUGAUGACAUGGGAGCGAUAGGUGAUGAGGUGGUGACGCUGAACAUGAUUAAAAGCGCCCCUGUGGGUCCCGUGGCCGGAGGCAUCAUGGGCUGCAUCAUGGUCCUGGUCCUGGCUGUGUACGCCUACCGCCACCAGAUUCACCGCCGGAGUCACCAGCACAUGUCUCCUCUUGCUGCCCAAGAAAUGUCAGUGCGUAUGUCCAACCUGGAGAACGACCGAGAUGAAAGGGACGACGACAGCCACGAGGACAGAGGCAUCAGUGAGUACUCAGGUGGCCCCGUCGCCGGCGGUGUCAGCGGGAGGAUGAUCCAGAUCAGCAACACUCGAUUCAUAGCCGCAGUCAUCGAGCGGCACGCACACAGUCCAGAGAGGAGGCGUCGCUACUGGGGCCGCUCGGGAACAGAAAGCGAUCAUGGUUACAGCACCAUGAGCCCCCAGGAAGACAGUGAAAACCCCCCGUGCACCAGCGACCCCUUGUCGGCCGGGGUGGACGUGGGGAACCACGAUGAGGACUUGGAGCUGGACACCCCGCCUCAGACUGCUGCCCUCUUAAGUCACAAGUUCCACCACUACCGCCUGCACCACCCCACGCUCCAUCACAGCCACCACCUGCAGGCGGCCGUGACCGUACACACUGUCGACGCGGAAUGCUAACGGCCCCUCACCUCCAUCAGAAGACGGGACGGGGAGAUACAGAAUGUUCUGGAGGGAACCAGAGCCAGCGUAAAAUCCACAGCAAGAGACCCCCUGUGUCUGUGCUCUGCCCAGAGUUGUUUAACUCAUUUCCUGCCCGUCAGCAUCCUUCACCACCAGAGAAACAACAGGAGAAUCGCAUUCGUGAAGAUGUGAGGCUGGCUGUGAGGUGGAGGGGAAGUAAGUCCGAUGAGUGAACCCGCCAUGAUACCAACAGAAUGAACAGGAGGUAGACCUCUCAGCAGAGGGGAAACCUACACAUGAAACAUUGGGAACCUUCGUUAAGCUGAGCCAGAGGAGUGUUCCCAGGAGCCAGAAACACUGGGCUCUCUUUAACUGGAAGAGAGCAAAAUCUGCAUUCUCGGAGAUGGGAACCCAGCACAUCCAGAGAGAAAUGUGCGCUUUGAAGAUUUCACCUGGUUUCUCAGCGGUACCUGGCUACCACAGUUGCUGUGUGGAACUCAUGUUAAGCUCUAAAUGAUGCAUCUCAAAAUUUCUAAGUAAAGGAUUAUUUUUCUACUAUUUAUUGAACUUUCAAACAUUCUCAAACUUUGGGGAAAGAAGAGGAAACACGUGAGAAAUUGUCAGCAGUUAUCCCUAGCUGUUCUGUGUGUAAUGAAGUGGUUCUUUGAUUAAGGAGUUCUAUUUCUUAUUUAACUGAUACCAUCCCACUGCCUCACUCCACAAAAUGGGGAAACGAAGAAAUCUUUCUCUCUGACUUGUUCACAUACAUUUCCUUUAGAACAUCAUUUCACAAAAAUGCAUCUUGACUUGCAAUGCAGUAUUCUUUCUCAGCAUUUGACAGAGGUGGGGAGGGGCAGAGGAAUCCAAGAAGCUUUUAAAGAAAGUUGAUGUUUCUUUUUACUCAUUUCCACUUCCCAUACAGUGCUUUCUUUAGGUUUCUACGAAACCUAAUAUUACAACCCCAUACUUUCAGCUAAGAGAGGGUUGGAUUUAUUCUCCCUGUGUUAGAGACUCUACAUUUUAAAAUGUCCCAUUUUGAUUCCAAGAAUGUUGAACACCUAAAGGAAGAAGUUUUUAAAAUUCAAAAUGUUGGUUAUUAAUUAAAGAUUUCUUUUGAAAUCAUAGUUAAAAGCUGCUGCCAGUUACCCAGGAAGAUACCCACCAACGUGCUUUGUGAUGUAUACAGCGGUCAAUCAAAUCUGGCUACUACAACAUGGGGCAUUGUGAUUUCAGAGUAGUGUUCUAAUUACAGUGAUGUACUUUAGAUUCACAUGUUGUGAUCCAAAUAUGUUACAAAGACAUUGUUGCACCGUGUGUGUGGUAAAUUUCCGUUUAUAUGUAGUUGGAAAAAAUUCACUGAAUAAUGUUUUAAUGAUAGGAUGUUACACUCUAAUGUAAGAAAAAAAAUUGGUUCUUCAGCAGUACAGAAAGUAAACUAUAUGUGUGCUAUCAGGAAACCUCUUCAUACUGUGUAUAAAAUUGCAGUCUAGUGAAAUAAACCGUAUGAACAGACA